This is a messenger RNA of Pestalotiopsis fici W106-1, 3006 nucleotides long. RefSeq lists its product as uncharacterized. Gene Ontology annotation, molecular function: mismatched DNA binding; ATP binding; ATP-dependent DNA damage sensor activity. The transcript is spliced from 4 exons. The record is from RefSeq and is a predicted model, not a curated record. Lineage: Eukaryota; Fungi; Ascomycota; Sordariomycetes; Amphisphaeriales; Sporocadaceae. Gene Ontology annotation, biological process: mismatch repair; chiasma assembly. Bases 1 to 3006 code for a protein of 1001 amino acids. Gene Ontology annotation, cellular component: nucleus.
AUGUAUUCGAGAAGUACCUCUGGCCCGUCGCAAAUACAUCGCCGUUUUGCUGGUUCCUCCGAUCGCGUUAUUGCCAGCUCCCCGCCGAUUCCUCGCAGAGGCCCGACGAGUGCGUCAUCUACCUCAGCAUCACGCACUCAAGGAUAUUCAGUGUCAUCACGCACUCGUACGUCAAAGGCUGCUUCUCCCUCUGGCUCAAGCUCUGCACCACGGUCCGCCAUCUAUUCGCCCCAGCUACCGCCGCAUCCUCUGCGUCAACGCUUAUCACAACGCCCAGCGCCACCCCGAGGAGCAUCCACCACUCCCGGAUCAAGUGUAGUGGACGGGGACGAUGAUGCCGAUCGUGUGUUGGAAGGGGAUCAUCUUGAUGCGGAUGCCCUGGGCGAGAUCAUUAUGGCCAUAGAUAUGAAUAAGACUGGCAAUCUUGGCUGUGCAUAUUACAUUGCUGCUGAGGAAAAACUCCUACUGCUCGAGGAUGUACCAAUGGCAGGACCUGAGAUAGUAGACACCCUUCUAUUGAACGCGGAGCCGACAACCAUCCUGACACCUUCUCGGGCCUCCGAGACACUACUCUGCAUACUCCGCAAAGGCGCUCAGGGUGUUGAGCGAAGCGAUGGAGGCGGUGCCAACUUUGGAUCCUACGUCUUGAGGUCUCUCACCACAUCCGAGUUUAAAUACGAGUCAGCUAAAGAAAAGCUUCUUGGUCUAUAUAUUGAGUCACGAGAGGAGCAGGGAAUGAUCUUCGCAUCUGUUGUCGAUGAGCAGGCAGACGACCAGCACGACCAGCACGGCUCGAUGCUAGGCUCGCUAAUGAGACUUGGCACCUCAAUCAACCUCGAAAGCCAGUUGAGUAUUGGAUGCGCUGGUGCUGUUCUAAGCGAUCUUAAUCGAAGGAGGACUGCAGAAUACCUUCCAGGUGAUCUCGAUGCAACCAUUGCUUUCAGAAUCAAAUCGAUCGAGAUGUUCAAGCUGUUUGACUCAAUGUUUGUCAGCGCAGAUACAUUGGCCUCAUUGCAGAUUCUCCGAUCAGAGUUCCAUCCCAACAGUCAGAUGCGAGGACCAGAUGGGUCAAGUUCUGGAGCAAAAGAAAGCCUGUCCGUCUACGGGCUUUUCCAUUACCUAGCCUGCACACCACAGGGGAAGUCAAAGCUCCGUCAGAUCUUCUUGCGACCCAGCAUUGAUCUCGACUUCAUCAAAAGCCGGCAACUUGCAAUAUCCUUUCUUCUGAGAUCUGACAACUCAGACCUAAUCAAGAGACUCUCGAAGGAAUUGCGCAAGAUCAAGAAUAUGCGGACAACCAUUGCCUUCCUUCAAAAAGGUGUAGAUUUACCUGGAAAGAAGGCCUCGAUGGCGAGCAAUGUGUGGUUGACAAUCCAACGUUUCGCCCACAAUGCCCUCAACAUUCAGAGCACUCUUGCCGAGAUGCAAGGCUCUGCGAUGGUUGAAGUGGUCACGAAGGUUUUACGCACAAUCCAAAGUCGACCUCUGCACCAUAUUGGAGAACUCAUCACUCGAGUAGUCGACUUUGAACAGUCAAGGGAGCGAAAAAGAACUGCAGUGAAGCAUGGCGUUGACGCCAAUCUAGAUGAGCUGAAGCGAAGUUAUCAUGGAAUGGAGCAUUUCCUGACAGAGGUGAAUAUCAAGCUUCGAGCAGAUAUUCCUGAAUGGGCUCAGAACUACGUCCAGGGCUGCGUAUUCUAUCCCCAACUGGGCUUUCUCACAGUUGUUGCGGUCAAUCCUGAGAAUGGUCUUCCGAGGUACGAAGGGCAAAAUGCUCAGGAUAUCUGGAAGUGCAUCUUUACAGAUGACAACGUCGUGUAUUGCAAGAAUCCAAGAAUGAACGAGAUGGAUCAUCAUUUUGGGGAUGCAUACUGCAUGAUCAUCGACCGAGAGAUAGAGAUCCUACACCAGCUCUCGGCCCAGGUACUCGAUCACGAGAGUGCCAUCCUCGCUGCCUCAGACAUCAUAGGGGAGCUGGACAGCCUCCUCGCUCUCGCAGUUGGCUCACGCAAGUACAAUUGGACUGCACCAAUGAUGACCAAUGAAAACGUCUUGCACAUUGAGGGUGGCCGACACCCCUUACAGGAACUUGUGGUUCCGUCUUUCAUCGCAAAUGACUGCCACAUGACUGGUGGCAGCGAGCGCCUUGACGAAGAAGUCGCUCAAAGGGAAUCGAUGGUGAGCCAGGGCGUCCCAAGCACACUCAUUCUCACAGGUCCCAACCAUUCGGGUAAGAGCGUGUAUCUAAAGCAAGUCGCUCUGAUCGUUUACCUGGCGCACAUAGGUUGCUAUGUGCCAGCCGAGAAAGCUAUCAUUGGAAUCACCGAUCGGAUCUUGACACGGAUAGCUACCCGUGAGAGUGUAUCGAGGAACGAGAGUGCGUUCGCGAUAGACCUCAGACAAGCCGCAUUCGCAAUCAAUUUUGCCAGUCGUCGAAGUCUCAUCUUGGUGGACGAAUUUGGGAAGGGCACAAAUACGGUUGAUGGUGCUGGGUUAAUGGCAGCAUUGUUGCACCAUUUUAGCGCUCUCGGAUCAGAAAGACCGAAGCUUUUGGCGGCUACGCAUUUCCAUGAGAUCUUCGAGGCCGGUUGCCUCCGAGAGAGUGUAGAGCUUGCCUUUGCGCACAUGGAAGUCCAUGUGGAUUUCGAUACGCCAGUCGAGGAAGACCAGGUAACAUACCUUUUCAACUUGAAGGCGGGUCGGAGUGUCUCAAGCUUUGGAAGCAGGUGCGCUGCAAUGAAUGGUAUUGAUCAAGCCAUUGUUGACAGGGCAGAAGCAAUAAUGCUAUUGCUGGUUCGCGGAGAAGAUUUAGAGGCUGCUUGCUCGAAAUUGUCAGAGGAAGAGGAGUACAAACUCCAAAAAGCAGAGGACAUUGCUCGAGCCUUCUUGGAACAAGACAUUGAGGUCCCGAGCCGAAAGGGCAAGAGAAGGGAAGGGCAUUAUCGCAACAUUCUUCGGGGCAUCCUGGCUGCCAGUGAGGAGUCGUCAAUGUUGAGCUUUGCAUAA